ACAUACGAAUGAAUCUUAGGACGGAAACAGGAGGCAACAUCGGGUGAUCGGUAGGUGGCAGAUGCCGUUGCGCGGAAACCUCAGAGGAUUUGUUUUGGUUUCCAUUAUUCAACAAUGUCAGCCAGAACUAUCAGGCUGCGUAAUAGAACGACAUCCGCUGUAGCAUUGUUUAUUCUAUCGACGCUGUCAUCGACAGUACGAAAGAGGCGGAACAGGGUGUAGCGCACAGGUGAGUCGAACUCAAAUGUUGUCGUUCAAAUGCCCUCUCUGCAGAGCUUACAUUUCCAUUUACACUCAAAUCUCCAGUAGCUGGUUUCGCCUAGUAGUGUGGUUUCGUCGUUGCAGCUAACGUUACUAACGUUUUCGGAGUGUGGGCGCUCUCGAUGGCCCGGUGGCGGGGUAGUAUGAAUGAUCGAACCUCUCGUAGUGAAACUACCAGUUCUAUUGCUGCUAAAGAUCCAUUCACUGGGCGGCGUGCUGGAAAAUAGUGCCAGAAGGAGUUAGUAAAAGUGACCGCAGCGCCGACACAGCUGACACUAAGCAAGCCCACAUUAACCCGGCAUUUGAAUGUGAUGAACACUCUACAGGCUAUUAUUAGCAUUUUUUUAGUAUCGUGUAGACCAUUAGAAGCAUUAUAGGUCAUAACGGGAGCCAACGUUGUCUAUAGGACUCAAUUCGGAUGCCGAUCACUGGAGCGGUGAGCAGCUUGAGUGACGACAAAUCGCUCUCGACCCACGUUUUACAUCAAAUUGUUGCCUAUAUGUGUGUAUGUGUAGAUUUUUCGUCAAUCUUCUAUCUGCCGUGUAUGGAAAGAGGGCCAAGGCUCGCUUAACGCCGUAUGAUAUGUGCCUAUGUGGUCGGGGAGCUGGGCUCAAAAGAACGAGCAGACAGCAGAGGCGUGGCAGCAAAAAAAAACAAGACAAGAGUUCGCGUUGUGGUUGUUAUUUAGCAGUUGUUGCGAUUGUCAGCAAACAGGACCAACAGCAGUAGCAGGUGAUUCCGCCGAUACGAGUGCAGAUCCGCUGUGCGCGGAAUCAUGGAAGGCGAUCUGCCAUUAUCUACGUUCACAAAUACAGCGCCGGAACUGUGGACCAUUAAUGAGGUCUGCGAUUGGCUUACAUCUAUUGGGGUUCCUGAUGUAGAAAGAAGCUUCAGGAAGCAUAAGAUCUCGGGUCAGGCUCUGCUACAGCUGCGAGAAGCGGAUCUUCGGUCACCCCCAAUGAGCCUGCCGUGUCUAGGCGAUAUUAAGAUACUUGCGCGACAUAUCAGGGAACUUAAAAGUACUUGCGCAUCGUGUCCCGUUUACUCCCCAGUAGAAGUCGCUCACAGGCAUACAUUGGGUUCAUAUCGGGCAAUUCGUAUGCGCCGUGGUGCGGAUCGUAUAAUAAUCGGUUUAUCAGACGAUUCUGACAACGAAUCAGAAGCCGGACAAGCCCGCAUUAUCAAUAAUGAAGAUGAGGAGGCCGACAGGAGUGAUCGCAGUGACACGACGUCGAUAUUCUCGUUUGAGAAUGAUGACGAAACGACACCUCUCAAUGAGAACUCCCGAAAGAGAUUUAAACCGGAGAUCUGGAAAACGGUCGUGGCGAUGGUGUAUUUUUUUGCGGUGACUGCGCUUACGUCAUUGAUCAUGGUUGUCGUUCACGAUCGGGUCCCUUCAAUGGAGACUUAUCCCCCAUUGCCCGAUAUUUUUCUCGAUAACGUACCCCACAUUCCAUGGGCGUUCGCCAUGUGCGAACUAGCCGGCGUUCUUUUGUUUGUUAUCUGGGUUGGUAUUCUUGUCUUCCAUCGGCACAGGUUUAUCCUGUUGCGACGCCAAUUUUCCCUAUUCGGAUCCGUAUUUCUGUUAAGAUGCGUGACGAUGCUCAUCACAUCACUGUCGGUGCCAGGGAAACAUCUAGAGUGUCGAGCCCGUCAGCCUGGGGACGUGUGGCAGAAACUUCAGCAGGCAUUUCAAAUUUGGCAGGGCGGUGGUAUGCUGAUUCAGGGCGUUCGCACGUGUGGUGACUAUAUGUUCUCUGGUCAUACUACAGUGCUCACUUUGCUCAAUUUCUUCGUGACCGAAUACUCGCCGCGAAGUUAUUACUAUCUGCACACGCUUUCGUGGGUGGUGAAUCUGUUUGGGAUUUUCUUCAUUCUCGCUGCCCACGAACAUUACUCGAUCGACGUGUUCGUUGCAUUCUACAUUUCCACAAGACUAUUUUUGUAUUAUCAUACGUUGGCAAACAAUCGCGCCCUAAUGCAAAUGGAUUCUAAGCGCACAAGAAUCUGGUUCCCGCUGUUCUAUUUCUUUGAGAGUGGCGUCGACGGCAUUGUCCCGAACGAGUUCGUCACUCCACGCUCGAUGGUUAGGUAUUUGCGGAUUAAGACAACGCGUCUGUACAAUCGCGUUGUGAGCAAACGCAUCCUUCUACUCGAACGACUGGACAGUGCUCGAAGCGGAGUUGAUGAGCGAGAAGUAAGUGGGGCCGGUGUUGAAGCUCGCGGGCAGACGCUCCACCGUCACGACACCACAACGAGACAGCGAAGAAACACCGUCGACCAUGCCACCAGUGGGGUUGCUACUUCCGAUACUUUUACAGCUGCCGUUGCUGGCGUUAGCCAGGCGGCUAUACCACUUUUGAGAAUACGUAGAAAGCGGAAACGAGCGGAAUCGGAAAAACCUGAAUAACCUUGAUACGCGAGAAUGGAGAGAUGUCGCGCUUCCUCUCCUCUACCUGAUACAAGGCUGCCUGCAAUGGGACGCAGGCAUCUUGACGAGAUGGAGUUUUUGCGAAUGGAACCUCGGGGCGUGAAUGAACUUGAAUACCUCAACCGAGAAAGGACUUUACAUGUGUGUAUACAUAAAUGAUGCUGGCGGUACUAGCAGUGAUGUGUUACGGAAACCGCGCUCACUCUACAAAAAAUUAACUGUCCUAUAUAUACACGAACUGGGCAAAUGCUUAAACUAAGUGUCAACUGUUAAAUACUUAAUGUCGAGUGUACACAAAUUCGUCUAGUAAUAUAACAAACAGUAGAUGAGGCAGUCACCGCAGAUACACAAACCAAUAGAAUAGGUAUACGGUAGUAUGUUAGCAAGCAGAAAAAUUUUGACCUGGGUUAUGCAGAACUAGAGUCUGGUGUUACCGAGAGCUGACCGAAACGAAGCAGAAAAAACCCCAUCGAAAAUGAUUCACCAAAGCGAACCAAGGGUUCGACAUCACUUAGCUAUUACCAGCCGUGGACAGCUCAUGCUGCAUAGUAGAAUGACUAACUCUACGAAAUCAGUAAAAGUAAUGUCUCAAAAAGUGCACACAUUUGUUUGGAAUGGCUGUUUAGUAGAUGACCCGAUUAAUUUUUUCUAUAUGUAUGCACGAGAACAGAACAAAUAGUAUUACGUAAAAGAUUCAUGACUGGCAGCUACUUUUUCUAGCUUUGGAAGUAUCACCCUAAUACCUCUGAAGACAAAAACAAGUAGAAAGCGUGGGUGCAACAACAAAAACGGUUUAAACCUCUAUCUGUUCUUCUGUCAAGUAGCAUUGUUAAAUGUGGAAAAUGCCAUUGUUGUUACUAGGCCGAAUAUUAAAGCUGGCGCUGCUGCUACGGCUCCGAUUAGUGCUAGUAUUACCGUUUUUAACCUGUUGUCUUGUAUACCUACGCAUGCUGCGUAUGGACGAAAGUGUUCUUGAAGGUGUAGUGUAAUAGGGAAGCUGUAGUUCUAAAGCGGACGUGUGAUGUAAACUGCGUGUGAGUGGCCAAAGAAACCAAGGCAUUCUUCAUCAUGAACUCACUUUGGACAAAACGGCGUCUCUCAGAACCAUUUGUAGCGACCCAGCCCUCAGAACAGAUAUAUGAAAGAACCUAUAAAAGCGAUCCGAGUCAGACAAACAUUUUCCAAAAGAAACAGUCGAUGUAGAAAUACCUAGGUACUUCUACCACAGCAAUGACCAGUGCUGCAUCAAUUACGUACCAAAUCUACAAGCCAAUCACAUAAGUGUUCGCAUCGAAAGUUAACGUUUAUAAAAAAAAAAAGGUGCGAUAUGGCUCGUCUAUUGUAAAGCAAAAAAUAUUGAACCAUAAACGCACUUUUACUUAUGACUGAGUUUAUUUAUGAUUACUUUCAAUUAGUAUUCUAGGCAUAUUUCAUGACAUACGUAAACAUAAACAAUUCCAUUAAACACGACGGCAUCGAAAUAUUAUAAGGUAGUAUAAUACGAACGCAAACAGUGCCUAUGGGCAAUGUGGAGCCGAUAUUAUUAUUAGUAUUAUUAUCUUAUAUUUUGGAGUGGUUAUUUAGAUGACCCGAACGAUUCUAUUUAUCAAAAUAUGUGAGUAUUCAAUGUAAUUAAUAAGUAACUUAUCAACUAUCAUUAAGAUUCGAUUAGCUGACCAAUCGAAGGCCAAACUGCUUCUCAAACGAGAUAGAAUAGAUUUUUAUAUAUUGCAUUCAUCUGUUUUAGGCAUGACAAUGAAGAAAAUGGUCGUCGCAUGCAAGAUCAGUUUAUUGAGCACCUGACCGCAGUUCCGGCCAUUAAUACAGUGAACAAGUUCCCCGAAAAAAAGAAAAAAAAAUAUAUUCCGAGAGAAUUUUUUUCUG
Molecule: messenger RNA, 4576 nt
Organism: Varroa destructor (honeybee mite)
Lineage: Eukaryota; Metazoa; Arthropoda; Arachnida; Mesostigmata; Varroidae
Product: sphingomyelin synthase-related protein 1-like
Biological process (GO): ceramide biosynthetic process
Cellular component (GO): plasma membrane; endoplasmic reticulum membrane; Golgi membrane
Molecular function (GO): ceramide cholinephosphotransferase activity; protein binding; sphingomyelin synthase activity
Source: RefSeq, a predicted model, not a curated record